Messenger RNA from Nasonia vitripennis (jewel wasp), 3211 nucleotides. RefSeq lists its product as uncharacterized. The record is from RefSeq and is a predicted model, not a curated record. Lineage: Eukaryota; Metazoa; Arthropoda; Insecta; Hymenoptera; Pteromalidae. The coding region runs from base 1401 to 2081 and encodes 226 amino acids. The transcript is spliced from 2 exons.
AACAAUUAAAGUGACUUUCCACUCAAGCGUUUAUUUCGCAACUAGAUCUAUAAGUGUGUAUUAAUUUUAAUAUUCACGGUUCAGUUCAAUUUUUUUAGAAUCUUUAGGCGUGAUAAAUUCUAGUGCGUUUUAUUGGUUUUUUUGCAUUUAGUUUUCGUUUCAUAAAAAACAAGUUCUACUGCGUCAUAAUUUCAUUCAAAUAAAAUCUAACCGAUUAAGAGUGUUCUUUAUUUUUGCAAUCGCAAUAUGGGACUUACUAGGUUCUAGCUUAUUCAGAGUCAUUCAUUCAUUCGUGAUUAAUUACGACGUUGAUGGAGCUGUUCAAGGUUGGACUCGAUUUAGAGAUUUUAUAAGGAAUACUUAAUUAACGUUUCAAAAUGAGUGAAAGCGCGGAAAAACGUGCACAAUAUAUCGAACUUAAGAGUCUCGCCUUGGAAGAUUCCACCAGCGAUUUGCAGGAUUUCUUAGUACAAAACCCUACUGAUGCGCUUAACGCGGAAUGCCGUCUGAAACAGGUUCAGAAGCUAUUCAAUGCUUAUCUCACGAAUCACCAAGAAUUACGCAUAUGAAUCCUGAUAGCUCGCGUGUAGCCGCAUUUGCAAAUAUAAUAUCCAAGUUUUAUUCACUUUCCGCACAGGUGCAACAGUUAAAAUCACCAUCUCCUCUUGCGAACUCUACUUCGUUAAACUCUUCCAGUGUCACUUACAUUGAGAGGCAAGAUUUGCCGAAACUUCCCAUUGUAGAUGUGCGUAAAUUCGAUGGUAGCCACGACAAGUGGAAUGCAUGGAAAAAUAACUUCCAAUCGGUAGUUCACAAUCGCACGGAAAUCUCGAAUUACGUGAAGCAUUCUCAGCUUAGUAAUGCCGUACAGGGGCUCGCUGCACAGAUAAUAGAGGAAUUUGAAAUCAGUGAUGUAAAUUACUCCCUCGCUUGGGACACUUUGUGCAAGGCGUACGAUCAGAAGCGUAUUAUCGUUAACGAACACAUGACUAUGAUUUUCGCCCUACCUAAGGUCACAGAAGUUAAAUACAAGCCUUUAGCUAGUCUGGUGUAUACGAUGCGUCAACAUCUCAAGGUAUUAGAAACGUUAGAUGUCCAGAUUCCCGACGCGGCAUCAGUUUACUUAUUAGAACGUAGUUUGCCGAAUAGUGUAAAAUCAAGAUGGGUGGAUCGUCUAUCUGGCGAUAAACUGCCUGCCUUAGAAGAAUUUUUCACUUUCUUACAAAAUACGAUUAACAAAUUGCGCCAGAUAGAGGAUCCUUCUCAAAGCGAACAAGGGAGAUAAUCCAGCUGAUGCGCCGUCUCGAGGGCAGUUACCUCAUGAUCUUCUAAAGAAUCUUCUUUGGACAUCAGGUCCUCAAUGGUUAACUUUGUCCGACGACAAAUGACCUUGUACACCUAUGUCAUCUCCAGGUUUUAAGGAAGGAGUUGUUUUAGUUACCGCUCUCACAGGGAGUUACAUAUAUUCUGGAUUUUCCGAUUACGGUUGUUUGGUUCGUUCAAUCGGUUAUAUUCUUCGAUGGAGAAAGGGAAAUUUGCUAACUGGGGAUGUCUCUACAUCUAGCAGAUCAUCGAAAGGUAUUCGGUAUCUUUCUCCGGAGGAAAUAGCUCAAGCAGAACGUAAUCUUCUUCUUUUAAUUCAGCAAGAAAAAUUUGCUCCAGAAAUCAAACUGCUUCAAUCGAAGAAUCCACGGCCUUAUGGAAAAUCUUCAGGAGCGUUUAAAAAUCGAACUAAAUUUGAUGAAAUCAAUCCCUUUUUUUAUAGUGACGGUUUAAUCAGAGUAGGUGGACGCUUAAAAAAUUAUAAUCUUCCUUUCAAUCAAAAACAUCCGAUAUUACUUCCAUCAGCCCAUCAUGUUUCGGAUCUCAUCAUUCGUGAUGUUCAUCAUCGAAAUCUUCAUAGUGGGAUUCAAUCUACUCUCUAUGCUGUUCGCGAGCGAUUCUGGAUCUUGAACGAUAAAAAUCAGUUCCGGAUAAUCGUCUAUCUCUUGAUCAACGCAUUUCCAAGGCCAGACAGGAUUUCUGGAAAAGAUGGCAUAAGGAAUAUCUUCACGAGCUCCAAGUUCGUCAAAAAUGGUUGAAUUCUACUGCUACCCUGACAGUAGGGACAGUAGUCAUAUCUCGGAAAGACAAUCCAGUUGAUCACCGCUGGACGUGGUCGUCGAGAUUCAACCUGGGAGCGAUGGCAUUGCUAGGGUAGCAACAAUCAAGACAGCAUCAGGACUCUUCAAUCGAAACAUCACUCGAUUAUGUGUAUUGCCUGUAGAACAGGGAACGGCGGUCCCGUCAGAGUCUCAAUAAUACUCCCCAGCGUAAUCUGCCCCAGACGUGUGCUCGGUGGUUUGCCUAAAAAGAGUUGAACCAUCUGGUAUUCUGGAAGUGCAAUCAUUAAGCCUGGCCCGCGAGAGGGUAGAAUCCGGAAGUUCUACAGCCAGAAGCUCGAGAGUCGUGCCGGGAAGGCAGCUCUUGUGACGCGAUAUCUGGUCCGGUAAACCAGAUCCCUGAAUAAGAGACUCUGACCAUUUAGUUAGUAAAGCGUUAACGGGUCUGAUGGCCUUCGUUCUGUUGAAUUGUUGUUAAUAGGUUAACUUAUUGUAUUAUCGUUCUGAUAUUAGAUUAAUCAAUCGAAAUGUGAUAUUAAGUCUAAUCAAUCAGGUAGUCCCUCCAAAGGAAACUAACCUUCAUAUGCUCUAUUGUACAGAUCCAAAGAUUGUCAAUAUUCAUGACUAGAUUUAGUUCCUGUUCAUUAUUAGAUAAGUCUAACACUGCUCAACCAUUGUGAUUCAAAAUAGUCUCGCAGCCGUGGCCGGCAGUAUGUUGCGUCGCAACAUUUUGUCUAAUGAUAAUCCAGCAUUGAACGUGUACAAAUUACGUUUUGCGCCUGCGCGCGCACCGAAUGAGUGUGUGUGUGUGUGCCUACUGAGUCUAGCGCGGUGGUAACACCGCGCGUUGCUGCCUCCGCCAUCUUGAGCGGGACUCUCUCGCUCUUUCGCGCGGCUUGUCCGUCAGUCACCGACUAUCAUUCGAAGCGUGCGGAGCUCGUGUUUGUCGUGUGCGUUGCGCCAUUGUUCUUCGCGACGUCACGCCGGGCAUUGUUCGUUUUCAUAUUUUGUAUUAAAUAUUAAUUCUUUUCUGUUCAUCUUAAUUUAAGUGUAUUCAGUGUAAUCAUAAAAUAAAAAGGGUUUUUAUGCCGAAAGGCUUUUCCCUGUAA